This is a messenger RNA of Malus domestica (apple), 5661 nucleotides long. The record is from RefSeq and is a predicted model, not a curated record. NCBI's taxonomy places the organism in Eukaryota, Viridiplantae, Streptophyta, Magnoliopsida, Rosales, Rosaceae.
GAGAAGGCGAGGAGAGAACGGCGAGGAAGAGAGAGUGCAGAAGGAAGCGCGAGCGAGAGAGAAAAUCAGAGGGAAAAUAGUUGCAGAGGAUCUUCUUCUUUCUCGUUCAGGGAGGAUAAAAGGUCCGCCAUUGUUACCCCUCUGCAACAACAUUUCCCAUUUGAGACACCUUCUUCCAUUUCCUCCUCAUACACCAGAUACAGUUUUAUCACCGCGAUUUCCGUACAGUCGGAGCGACAUUGUCGUCCUCUUACGUGUGCUGCUGCAGCUCCGAAAUUUGAAAAACCGAUAAUUUGGGCACACAUUGGUGGAUUUUCUUCGUACGGUUCCCUCUGAAGUGAAGAAUCCAUGGUUUUUUCGGCAUUGGGUCGUGGCCGUUGCUGAGGGAUUCUAGGGUUUUGGGAGCUCGGCCUCGGAUCUGAAUCUAAUCAGAUUUUUCGUCCGCAAUGGCUGCCAAUGUCAAUUUGGCAGUAGGAUCUCAUGUUUGGGUCGAGGAUUCUGAGAAAGCCUGGAUUGAUGGCGAAGUUGUAGGAGUCAAUGAUGAAGAGAUUGAAAUAAACUGUACAUCAGGGAAGACGGUUACAGCCAAAGCAUCCAGUGUCUACCCAAAGGAUCCUGAAUUUCCUCAAUGUGGUGUAGAUGAUAUGACUAAGUUGGCUUAUCUGCAUGAACCAGGGGUUUUGCAGAAUUUAAAAAGUAGAUACUGUGUAAACGAAAUAUAUACUUAUACAGGAAGUAUAUUGAUAGCUGUGAAUCCCUUCCGGAGACUACCUCAUUUAUAUGAUAAUCAUAUGAUGGAACAGUAUAAAGGUGUGGCUUUAGGUGAGCUGAGCCCACACCCUUUUGCUAUUGCUGAUGCUGCCUAUAGACAGAUGAUUAACGAGGGAAUAAGCCAGGCAAUUUUGGUCAGUGGGGAAAGUGGAGCCGGGAAAACAGAGAGUACAAAGAUGCUUAUGCGUUAUCUUGCCUAUAUGGGUGGAAGAGCUGUAUCUGAGGGGCGGUCUGUGGAACAGCAAGUCUUGGAGUCUAACCCUGUUCUUGAAGCAUUUGGUAAUGCAAAGACUGUCCGAAACAAUAAUUCCAGUCGUUUUGGUAAGUUCGUGGAGAUUCAGUUUGAUCAAACAGGGAGAAUCUCAGGAGCUGCCAUUAGAACUUAUUUAUUGGAGCGAUCCAGAGUUUGUCAAGUAUCUGAUCCAGAGAGAAAUUACCAUUGCUUUUAUAUGCUCUGUUCUGCACCUCCAGAGGAUGUUGAGAAGUACAAAUUGGGAAAUCCGAGAACAUUUCAUUAUUUAAAUCAGUCCAACUGCUAUGAGCUGGAUGGGGUGGACGAUUCAGAGGAGUAUCUCACAACUAGGAAAGCUAUGGAUGUGGUUGGGAUAAGUUCUGAGGAGCAGGAUGGAAUAUUUCGAGUUGUAGCUGCAAUACUUCAUUUAGGCAACGUUAACUUUGCAAAGGGGAAUGAAUCUGAUUCUUCUGAACCCAAGGAUGAUAACUCUCGGUUCCAUCUCAAAACUGCUGCUGAACUUUUCAUGUGUGAUGAGCAAUCUCUUGAAGAUUCUCUGUGCAAACGUGUGAUGGUGACCCGUGAUGAGACCAUAAAGAAAAGCUUAGAUCCAGAUUCCGCAGCCAUCAGUAGAGAUGCAUUGGCCAAAAUUGUUUAUUCAAGGUUAUUUGAUUGGCUUGUGAACAAGAUAAACAACACUAUUGGUCAGGAUCCUGAUUCAAAAUAUUUGAUUGGAGUUCUGGAUAUUUAUGGAUUCGAGAGUUUCAAGACAAACAGCUUUGAGCAAUUUUGUAUCAAUUUGACAAAUGAAAAAUUGCAGCAGCAUUUCAACCAGCAUGUGUUCAAGAUGGAGCAAGAAGAAUAUACUAAAGAAGAAAUUGAUUGGAGUUACAUAGAGUUCAUCGAUAAUCAGGAUGUUCUUGAUCUCAUUGAAAAGAAGCCCGGUGGCAUCUUUGCUCUUCUGGAUGAGGCUUGUAUGUUCCCGAGAUCAACCCAUGAAACAUUUUCACAGAAGCUUUAUCAAACUUUUAAAGACCAUAAACGUUUUAACAAGCCAAAAUUGUCGCCUACCGACUUUACCAUUUGCCAUUAUGCCGGUGAUGUUACUUAUCAAACAGAGUUCUUCCUGGAUAAGAACAAAGAUUAUGUUGUUGCAGAGCAUCAAGCACUCCUUAGUGCCUCCAAAUGCCCUUUUGUUUCAGGCUUGUUCCCUCCUUUACCCGAAGAAUCUGCCAAACAAUCAAAGUUCUCAUCAAUAGGUUCUCGAUUCAAGGUCCCUUUCUGUUCCAAAUUUCUAAUUAAGCUUAUGCUCACUGAUCAGUUAAAUUUUGUUUAUGUUCCUUUUGUUUUUAUUCUUUGUCAUCUUCUUGAACAGCAACAACUGCAAUCAUUGCUUGAAACGCUAAGUGCCAUUGAGCCUCACUACAUACGCUGUGUAAAGCCAAAUAAUCAACUCAAACCUGCCAUAUUUGAAAAUAGCGCUGUUUUACAGCAGCUUUGCUGUGGGGGAGUAAUGGAGGCCAUUCGGAUUAGUUGUGCUGGAUAUCCAACUAGAAAGACCUUUGGAGAAUUUACAAGUCGUUUUAAAAUUCUGGCACCUGAGGUUCUAAAUGGAAGCGUUGAUGAGGUCACUGCAUGCAAGAAGCUAUUACAAAAGGUCAACCUCAAGGGAUAUCAGGUUGGGAAAACAAAAGUGUUCCUCAGGGCUGGUCAAAUGGCAGAACUAGAUGCAUAUAGAAGUGAGGUAUUGGGAAGAUCGGCUAGUGUUAUCCAGAGAAAAGUUCGCUCCUACCUAUGUCGCAAAAAAUUUGUCUUGUUGCGGUUGUCUGCCAUCCAAAUCCAAGGCUUAUGUAGAGGACAAGUUGCACGCCACCGAUAUGAAAACAUGAGAAGGGAAGCUGCUUCUGUGAUUAUCCAGAAAUAUGGUCGCUCGUAUCUUUCUAGGAAUGGUUAUAAAAACUUGUGCUCUUCAGCUGUGUCUAUUCAAAUUGGUAUGCGCGGGUUGGCUGCUCGUAAGGAGCUUAGUUCCAGGAAGAAAACAAGGGCUGCAACUGUGAUACAGAGUCAUUGCCGGAAACACUUAGCACAUGCUCAUUAUUUGAGGAUGAAGAAUGCAGCUAUUGCCAUACAAUGUGGUUGGAGACGAGUAGUUGCUCGUAGAGAGUUGCGGAGGCUAAAGAUGGCUGCUAAGGAAACUGGUGCUCUCCAAGAAGCCAAAAAUAAGUUGGAAAAGGAAGUUGAAGAGCUAACCUGGCGCCUGCAACUGGAGAAGCGAAUGAGGGCUGAUAUGGAAGAGGCCAAAACAAAGGAAAAUGCGAAGUUGCAGUCUGCUUUGAAAGAGAUGCAACUUGAAUUUCAAGAAACUAAAUCCCUGCUUAUGAAGGAACGUGAGGCUGCAGCAAAAGCAUCAGAGGAGGCAGCAAAAGCGGCUGAGGCUGCAGCAAAAGUAGCUGAACAAAUGCCAGUCGUACAGGAGAUUUCAGUUGUGGAUCAGGAAAUAGUCAAUAAGCUUACUGCCGAAAAUGAGCAGCUUAAGGCCCUGGUGGAUUCACUGGAAAAGAAGAUUGAUGAAACAGAGAAAAAGUUUGAAGAAACAAGCAGGCUUAGUGAACAGCGGCUCAAGCAGGCUACGGAGGCAGAAUCGAAGAUAAUUGAUUUGAAGACUGCCAUGCAGAGGCUAGAAGAAAAACUUUCUGACAUAGAAACCGAGGACCAUAUUUUGCGUCAGCAAGCAUUAAAGAUGUCAGCUUCUAUGAAAAUGUCAGAGCAUUUGGCUGGAGCACCAGCUCAGCCUUUGGGGAAUGGUCAUCAUGAACCACUGAGAACUACACCGUCCAAGAAAUUUGGCUCAGAGUCUUUCAGGAGAUCCCAAAUUGAAAGGCAACAUGAGGGUGUAGAUACUCUUAUGAAAUUAGUGACAGGUAAUCUUGGAUUCAGUGAAGGAAAGCCAGUUGCAGCAAUAACAACAUACAAAUGUCUUCUGCACUGGAGAUUAUUUGAAGCGGAAAAAACUAGUGUAUUUGACCGACUUAUUCAGAUAAUUGGUUCUGCAAUUGAGGACCAGGAUAACAUUGAUCAUAUGGCUUAUUGGCUUUCCAAUACAUCUACAUUGUUGUUCUUGCUCCAGCGGAGCUUAAGAACUGCUCCACGAAAGCCUCCUACCCCCACAUCUUUAUUUGGAAGGAUGACCCAAGGCUUCCGAUCUUCUUCUGCCAAUCUUUCAGUUGGUGCUUCUGAUUUAGUACGUCAGGUUGAGGCCAAGUAUCCAGCUUUGCUCUUUAAGCAGCAACUUACAGCAUAUGUGGAAAAGAUAUAUGGAAUCGUCCGAGACAAUUUGAAGAAGGAAUUGUCACUUCAUCUUUCUUCUUGCAUCCAGGCACCCAAAACGGCAAAAGGUGGUGUUUCAAAAUCACCCGAAGGAUCAACUGGGAACAGUCCUCGGGCUAAUCCUUGGAAUAGCAUCAUCGCAAAUCUUAAUGGGUUUCUCACUACAUUUAAAGAAAAUUGUGUGCCUCCAAUUAUUGUUCAGAAGAUAUUUACUCAAAUGUUCUCAUACAUCAAUGUACAGAUUUUUAAUAGCCUUCUUCUUCGUCGAGAGUGCUGCACCUUCAGCAAUGGCCAAUAUGUGAAGAAUGGGCUAGCUGAAUUGGAGCUAUGGUGUAGCCUAGCAAAAGAAGAGUAUGCUGGCUCAUCAUGGGAUGAACUCAAAUAUGUUAGGCAGGCUGUAGGAUUCUUGGUUCUACACCAAAAGUCCAGAAUCUCCUAUGAUGAACUAACAAAUGACCUAUGCCCUGUCUUGAGUGUUCAACAACUUCAUAGAGUAUGCACACUAUUUUUGGAUGAUGAUUACAACACGCAAAGUGUUUCCCCUGAUGUCAUUUCCAGCAUGAACUUUCUAAUGACAGAUGACUCCAGCAGUGAUGAUAGCAGCUCCUUCUUGCUGGAUGACAAUUCCAGCAUUCCUUUCUCGAUUGAAGAUAUAUCUAGUUCCAUGCAAGACCAGAGCUAUUCAGAUGUAAAACCUCCCGCAGAACUUUCGGAGAAUCAAGACUUCCAAUUUUUACAGGAGUAAGGCAAUCACUUCCACAAUCUUCCUCUUUGUGGUACACGUUUUUGACAAGGAUUUAACCGAAGCUUCAAUUCUUUCAACUCCUGUAAAUCCGCCCCAAAUUUUUCUCCACUUCAGGUGCUUUUCUUCAUUGUAACUUCCAUUGUCCUGGGUGUGGUAUUCUUAUUUCCAGUUAGAAUUGUAAACUUAUAUUAGGCUGGUUGGGAUGGGUGAAGGGCCAGGAUAGGUUUCAGAGUUCGCUUUCAUUUUGUAACGGGACAUCGAGGCAGCAUUCUUUAUAGGGAUGGUAGCAGGGAAGAACAGUUUGGUGGGAGGAGUUGAUCUCAAAACCACUGCUCCUGCCCCGAAUCUUCAUUUGUACAAAGUGGUAGAAUGUAUUACGGUACAAGGUAAAUAUAGUGGAUUUGCCUGAUUGCUUUGAACAAAACCUGUUGCAGACACAUGAAUGUGCUUUUAGUGUUUUUAAUAUGAAUGCUUGAUAUCAAUUCCAAUGAUUGAUACCAUGAAUCCUUAGAUUUGAAAUCAAGUGUUUUAGAGGACGGAACUCAUACAGAAUCUAGAAGUUUUGAAUUGUAAACUAAUUUUUCAG